GUCACCUGUCUUCUACUAGGAUUUCAAAUCCUUCCGUUUGUACUUGGAGGUCUCCUGCGAACGCCGCGCGUUUAUAACACCUUAUUAUCAUCAUCAGAGAAUUUAACACCAUCUAGAACUUUUCCGGUUUUGCAACCAGUUUUACACGAUGGAUUUUCAUUAGGCUAUACGCUGUCACCAUUCAGUGGCAUUUCUGGAUAUGGACCUUAUUUACCAGCUCAUGUCGAAUUACAGCCCUACGAUCCCCAUGUCGUGGAGCGCCCAAAACAGAGCGACAGCAAUAAGCACCAACCUCAUGUCGAGAUAAUCCAUCGCGACAUCCCACCUCUGCCACCAAACGAAUUACAUGGACCCCCAAAUAAGCAUCAUGCCAGGCCAUUGCCACCAGUUGAACAAGAACAACAUCAGCCCAAACGACCUUUAGACAUUGAAAUUGAGAAACCACAUGGAUUGCCACCGAGCCUGAUACCAUUGCAGCAGUACCAGAUUCAUGACACCAUACCGAUAGGAUACACCAGCGUACCACAAUUGUAUUAUCCAUACCAGCUUCAUACGAAUUUCAGUCCUUAUCCUGUUUUGCCGCCAGAAUUUUUCAGGCCGUCCUCUCCGCAACCGCCUGUACAAAGACAUCCAACCCAGGCAAUCCAACAAAACGAAAGGACUCAAUCGAAAGAUGAUAAAGAGAAGGAUUUGGAUGAUUCAGAAGAAACACCUUCAAUAAAUUCACAAAAUUCUGACAGGAUUCGUAAUGCAGAAAAAAAUUCUGAUUCUUCUGAUGAAGGAGUACCAUCUGCGCCAGCUUCUAAGAAAGGAGGCGCUAGCUUGUAAUAUUGGUAAUAGCAUGAUGAAAAGUGGUGAUGUAAUUGAAUUUUGAGUUUCUUUCUAAUUUCUAUUGUUCUUUUAUUGUUUUGUUUGUUUCCUUAAAAUGGAUUUUAUGACGACGUAUCUUUGUUAUGGUUAUAUGUAAUUUUUAAUACCUGAAUUGUAUUGUAUUUAAUGCCAGUG
Molecule: messenger RNA, 1005 nt
Organism: Ctenocephalides felis (cat flea)
Lineage: Eukaryota; Metazoa; Arthropoda; Insecta; Siphonaptera; Pulicidae
Exons: 3
Source: RefSeq, a predicted model, not a curated record